AUGUCAAACAAAUCAGACAUUGAUAAUGUUAGUGACUCUUUGUUUUUUCUUCGAAAUAUUACAAAUAGGGCAUUAGGUUCACCAACUUCAACUACCAACUCUGGAGAAUUUGCUUUGUCUUUACAAAGCAAUGAUAGUCAUGAUAAACAGACAAAUUUACAAGCAAUCGUUAGUAGAUUAAGAAAGCUAAUUGAAGUAAUAUCGGCUUUAGUAAAAGAUAUCCACGAGAAACUUUAUAAAGAAUUAUUAGACGCAAGAAGUAUACUUGAUUCGUUAAAUGAAAUACAGAGAAAUGUUGAAAAAUUUUCAAAUUUACAACAGACGGCGCAAUAUUUUGAAUUGGCCGAUGAAAUUGACGAACUUGGCGUCGGGAUAUGGAAUACUUCUAUCGCUUUGAAAACUAGUGGUGUUGCUCGUGGGCCAGAUAGUAACGACGAGAUGAUAGUCUUAUUUCGGCAGGUUGGAUUUGUAAUGAUUCAAGCUGGUGCUGGUGCGAGUGUAAAUACUGAAAUAAAAUCUGCUAUAAAAUUGCUUUCAUUAGCUAAUAAAGUUGGUAAAGGCUGGCUAGAUUGCGGAAGAAGUGAUAAAGCCGAUGAAAUUCUGCGCUCUGCAAAUACGCUAGAAGAUACAGUAUUAUCUUGGCAAGAGAAAUCGGCAAAGGAACAGCAAUCAAGAUCAACCGCUUUGGUUGUAUAUUACGCAUAUCGUGCAGAGGCGGCUUGGAAAUUGACAAAUAGUCAUGUCGCAAACCUAAUGAUUCAACAUGCUACCGAGAAAGAAUACUUAGACCAUGUUACAAUAAAAGAGAUUGAUAUUUUGUGUCAAGUAUGUUUCACGAUUGGACAUCAAGCUUCGCGCGAGGGAAAAGUAAACGAGGCGAUAAAAUGGCUGAGAAAAUGUCAUGAAUUGAUUUCUGAUAGGAUAUCACAAAUAAACCCUGAAAGAAUUAAGAUACUUACAAGUACACUUAAUAUCUUAGCGACAUGUUAUUUGAAGAUUUCGGUACAUGAUGAAUCUAAUUUGGAUCUUGCGGAAAAUGCAGUAAAUAUAUGUUUGGAGGAGGACCCUGGUAAUGUUUUAGCGACUUCAUUAAAAUUGAAAAUUAUGAAGCAAAGGAAUUUUGAUCCUGUACUAUUUGAGGAAGGCAUGGAUAUUCUCAUAGAAGAAAAACUUUCUGAUAUUCGUAAGAUAGAAUUUAUAGAAAAGGCCAUUGUCGCAAAGUUUCAUAUAUUGGGGAAUAGUGAAUCAGAAAAUCUAGACCUUAAUGAUGCUAUAAGAAACAUUGAUGUGACACUUGGAUUCGAGCAACGGCAUGGCAUUAUCAUUGGACAUAAGACAAAAGCUGCUUGUCAGUUGAUACUUUGGCAAAAGGGUGAUCAAAAUUAUGCAAAUCAACGAUAUGAUCGGGCAAAGAAGUGGUAUGAGAUCGCAUAUAAAUCAUUGGCAGCUAAUCAAGCGGAUGGUCGUAAUGCUGCAAUAUUACAAAGAAAAAUUGCUCUGUGCCAUCUUGAAGACCAUGCAUUAGCCGAUGCAACUGAAGCUAUCCGGCAGGCCCAAUUGCAUGAACAUAAUUCUGCCGCAAAUUUUUAUAUAUUGUUUCAUAUCGCAAUGGAAAAGCGACAAAUUGUCCAAGCCAUUCAACAUUUGCAUGAAAUGUGUAAAGGGGAUGAAUUUCACGGAAAUAUGCUCACAAUGGCUGCUCAUGAGGCUUAUCAGAAAGGACAUAAGGCAGUCCUUAUCGAAGCUUUGAAGGAAAUUCUGGAUAAACAUGAAAUGGGUGAAGACAUUGCUAACGUGGAUAUAUUUGUUUUACUUAGAUGCUUAAUACGAAUGACGUAUAACACAUUGUCUGGUGAUGAAAUGGAAAGGGCUUCGCUUAAAGAUUGUAUAUGUGGAUAUUUUGAAAUUGCUUUAAAUCUUCUUAAAUCAACUGAUAACAACCAAGACAAGAUAGAUGACUCUAUACAACAAAAAAGAGCGCUAUUAAAAGACUUGGAAUGGUUUUUCAAAACAGCAUGGAAUAUGGGCUUAGAGUUUUGUCAACAUGCAAAAGAAGAUAGUGAUGUGUUUUCCAUUCAAUUAUUUGAUAUCGCUUAUAAGUUUCUAAAUGAAUAUCCCGAAGAAACACUAGAACACAUUAAUCGUAAGAGACUAUGCAUUUUCACUUCCCUGUGUGGUAAACUAUUUCUUUCUCGGCAGCAAAAUUCGAUAGCCCAAAAGAGAGAUCUGUUACACCAAACACUUGCAAGCGUUGACCAAUAUAAAAAGUUAAAAAAGACAUUGGGUAAAAGAAAGCGAUCUACGCUGGAUGAUAUUCAGGAAAAUAAAUCCACGGCACAAAGCGAUAUGAUCUUAAUAAUUUUAUUCGAAUUUGAAGCUAAAAUAAAACUGGGGUUAUGGAAUGAAUUGCUAACAGCUGCUGAAGCGUAUGAUUUUGAAGUACCUUCAAGAAUAUUCGAACGUAUGGCAGAGUUAUUGAUUAGUGAGAAUGAAUGUCCGAGUACAGUAAUAUCUUCUACACUACAGGUUCUGUUGAAUUCCAUAACUAAACGGAAACAAGUUGAUAUUGAACAAUUUUCGAGAUGGUUCCGAAUGUUGAUUAUAACUUCUAUGGUAAAAGAUAAACAGGCAUCUGCACAAUAUUUCGACCAAGCUUUAGACAUAUUAAAUCAGGAAUGUUCAAAAAAAAAGUAUCCUGAGGAAGAAAUUCAAUGGUUGAUGGUAAACGCGUGGAAUUAUGGUAUUGAUUAUUACUCUGUUAACGAUUUCAUAAAUGCGAAGAAGUGGUGUGAAACUGCAAUAGCAUUUUGUCGGUUCAUGGAAAAUGGCUUAUUAUAUGAAGAAGAAUUACCAUUUAGCACUGGAAAUAAUCCCAAAGUUCUAAAACUUUCAUUUUCAAAAUUGAUUAGUAUUCAAGGAUACUUUGUACAGAAGCGGAUACAAUAUAUAUAUGGGGAAUGA
Molecule: messenger RNA, 2961 nt
Organism: Cetraspora pellucida
Lineage: Eukaryota; Fungi; Glomeromycota; Glomeromycetes; Diversisporales; Gigasporaceae
Source: the annotation of a GenBank genome assembly